This is a messenger RNA of Hydra vulgaris (swiftwater hydra), 1472 nucleotides long. RefSeq lists its product as uncharacterized. The record is from RefSeq and is a predicted model, not a curated record. Lineage: Eukaryota; Metazoa; Cnidaria; Hydrozoa; Anthoathecata; Hydridae.
AACAAACAAAUGCUUUUUUUGAUUUUAAAAACUAAUGUUUUUUGAAACAAAAAAAAUAUUUUAAUAAAAAGAAAAAAGUUUUAAAUAUGUCAUAAGAAUUUAUAGCAUUGGUAAAAUCAUGCUUCAACCCACCUUGGUUACCUAUCUUUGUUGAAUUGGAUUUCUCUAGAAGAUAAACUUUGUUUUAAUUACAUGCAGCCUGUUUUACAGUUUAGUUUAGAUGCAAAAGUUUCCAAGAAUUAGUUAACUUAACUUGUUGAUAUAUGCAAAUAAAUUCAAAACAUUUGCAUACAAGUAUGGAUCCAAAUGGAGAAAGUACAGAUUUCAUGUAUAUCCCUUCAAUUGGUAGUUCUACAACUCAGCUACAAAUUUACACACAGAGAGAUGCACCAAGACCUUGUUAUUAUUUCUUUCGCUUAUUAGGAAUGUGGCAACCAAAAAAUGCUUUUAUUAUAUUUAAAGUAUACAAUUGGAUUAUGUUUACAUUAGUUUUUAUAAAUGCGUUUUUUAUAUUCAUGUUAAGCUAUCUACAUUCAUCCAGCUUUAAAUUUGCUGAAGUUUUUAAUAGCAUUGGUUCGAUAUUAGACUUUUGCUGUCCCUUUUUGUUUGUUAAAUACUAUUUUCGGUAUGGCAAUUUUGAACGAAUAAUCAAACACAUAUAUGAACAGAGCACUGAAGAAGAUCUAAAGAAGCUGCGCAAAAUGAGAUAUAUUUAUACUUUUUUAUCAUUUAUUAUGUGGGCAACAAUGUCGUUGUAUUUUAUUAAACAUUGGGAGCGUUUUUUUAAAAACCAAAUCCUUAGUUAUGAACUAACUGCUGUAAUUUAUAUACAAGUUAUUGUAGUUACCAUGGGUUGGUGGGCCUCCUGGCUCAGUUUAUAUGGGUAUGUUUGUCACAUUCAUGUUCAUCAAAUAAAAUUAUAUGACAAGCAUAUGAAAGAUACAUUUUCAAAAGCUAACAACACGAAUGAUGAAUGCAUCGGACAUUUGUUGUUUGAGUUUAAUGAACUUCAUCAUUGGCUUGAAUUGACACAAAAAGAUUUUUCUAAAAUAAUAUCGUUUGCCGUGGCGUACCAUAUAAUGGAUAUAUUUGUUUUUAGCUAUGCUUACUGGACAGAUUCAUUUGGAAAAAAUUACCCUAUUUAUAAUUUUGUUGGUACCAUUUUUUUUGACACUAUUAGUAUUGCGAUAAAACUCUAUCCUGCUGCACUAGUUUGUAAAGCUGUGCAUGAAAUAGUUAUUUCAGUCGGAAUUGAAUGCCUGUCAAACUGUACAUCUCACAUACCCAACGAGCGUUUUUCUUUUUACAGGCAUUUAUUUUUUAUAGAACAAGACAUGGGUUUUUUAAUCCUCGGUGUUAAAAUUACAAUGAGACUGACAGUUGGAAUAUUCGUUUCACUUGCUACUGCCUCAAUUACAUUUAUUAAGUUUUUAUUACCUACAAAUUAGUAUUAAAGUUGUAAUUAUCUGUAA